Messenger RNA from Seriola dumerili (greater amberjack), 2770 nucleotides. It is a transcript of the gene cnrip1b, whose product is annotated as CB1 cannabinoid receptor-interacting protein 1-like. Gene Ontology annotation, cellular component: plasma membrane. Bases 179 to 667 code for a protein of 162 amino acids. The record is from RefSeq and is a predicted model, not a curated record. Gene Ontology annotation, biological process: negative regulation of signaling receptor activity. The transcript is spliced from 3 exons. NCBI's taxonomy places the organism in Eukaryota, Metazoa, Chordata, Actinopteri, Carangiformes, Carangidae. Gene Ontology annotation, molecular function: type 1 cannabinoid receptor binding.
CAGGAUGGACGGGAUUACGGAGAGCAGCGCUGCGCAAUUCCCUGUGCGGUGCGCUCUGCUAUGGGCUUCUCCGCAUGGAAUUUCUCCGUCUGCCUGAAUUGAUCCACACCUGAGACCUAUAACACACUUCGCAAUUCCACUCAUCCUGGAGAUAGGAGCGUACUAGCUAUAUGGAAACAUGGCCGACGUUCCCCAGAUCGUCAAAAUUGGGAUUUCCUUGAAGAUGCUUCCCAACAACACCGCGGUGUACUUCAAGUCCGACGGCGCACGGUUCGGACAGACCCGGACCAUCAAGCUGCUGACUGGGUCCAAGUACAAAAUCGAGGUGGUCGUUAAACCAGGAGCGGUCGAGGCCACGUCGAUGAGUGUGGGCGGGGUGACCUUUCCCCUGGAGCAGCAGUCUAAAGACCCACAGUCAGUGGUCUAUAGUGGCCAAUACGACACAGAAGGGGUGGCACACACCAAGAGUGGGGAGAGGCAACCAGUUCAAAUCAGUAUACAGUUCACAGAGGCGGGAAUGUUUGAGACGGUGUGGCAGGUGAAGUACUACAACUACAACAAGAGGGACCACUGCCAGUGGGGAAACAGCUUCAACAGCAUUGAGUAUGAAUGCAAACCCAACGACACGCGUACACUCAUGUGGGUCAACAAGGAGAUGUUUGUCUGAUGGAGGAACAGCCUGAGAGAUUCAGUGUGUAAUCUGCAAAAUCACACAUCUAGUUGUCAGUGUGUCAUGGUGAAAUUGAGACAUUUUCCUUUAAGACAAAAGUUUUCAGUUGCUUCCUGUUGCUAAAAGGAUAUCUUUAUCUGUCAUUCACCUCCUUAUCUACUGUCACUCUGCUCCUCUUAAGAGUUUUUUUCACUGUGGCUUCAUUGUUUUUUUCAAUCUUUCCACCAAAUAUCAGAAAAUCUAAAACUUUUUGUGUGUCUGGAAAAAUAUACACCCUUUCCUCCUUUAUGCUGUUAAACAAUGCAUUAGAUUUACUGCUAAAUCCGAUCAUACAGCAGUUCAUAUAAAAUGCGGUGAUACAAAUGUGUCAAGAUUAAUAUGGCAUUUAUUGAGGUUAAAAUGACACGUGGCACUUCUCAACAACCUACGUUAAAAUCAUUUUUAAUGAUGUAUUGAAAGAUAUAUUAACAUUUUGAGAUGAAUAUUUUUAAUGUAUAGUUCAGUUGUGGUAUUUGGUAACCCUCAAGUGUGUUCACACAUGUGUAGGUACAGUACUGUUAUGUGUGUGAGUGCACCUGUGCCUGUGUGUUUGGCUACAGUGUGUGUGUUUUGCAAUUGGUGCUUGUACAGAUGUGGUUUUUUGUGGUUAUGUACUUUGAAGCUGUGUCUACAUGUGAAGAGUUUCGUUCCAAUAUUUCCAGAUACUCAGGCCACGGCAGUUCUUAAAAAAUACUGCUGACAUGAAAGCAAAGUAUAAGUCAUGUCAACAUUUACCGAAAUGAAACCUUGUAGAAUAGAACACUUCCAACCAAGUCCAGUGUGUUUGAAUUAGUGACAUUUUUGAUUUAACUGGCCCCAAACAGAGUUCUUUCCAUCUGUCCUCGUAUGGGAACUUGCCACGACAUCUGUAGCCUCUAAUGUUAAAAAUGUGGGGUUUAUUUUCAAAGUCUGCAACAGAGCAGGGCAACAUCGCCAAAGAAAAUGAAUACAGUAAAAAACAAAUUCAAAUAAAGGAUAGUUUAUUACAGGUAUUCUCUUAUCAGCUACAACAAGUGCAAGGAUUACAAAACAGCACUACUUUCAGCCUAUUCUGCUGCUGCUUUUAAUUUCUGAGACUUUUAGGUGAGAUACCUUUUGUGUUGGUGUUGUUGCUGCCACCUUUAAAACCACUUUAAGUCACUCUUGACUGACUCAAGACUAAGUGGUACACCAUGCAGCCACCCAGUCAUUACUCAAGAUAGCAAGCUAGCUUGCUAUCCAAAUGAACUGGGGCACUGUUUGAUUGAAAUGGUGACAAGAAAACAGUUGCCCAUUUCAUAACAAAAAAAAGAUUGACUCAUUCUGUGGACUAUAACUACAUUUAUACUGUGCACUUAGCCCAGGUGCCUUGAUGAAAUCUUUCAUAGGCUCUUGAAAGUGUACAGGUCCACUCCUCUACCAGCCUCUACAAGCUACUGUUACCCAGAAAGAAAGCAUGCCCAUCUUCUCAAAAUAAGCCCAUCUCCCUUUACAAUGACACUGAAUCACACAAAAUCUUCUUGUCCCGUUUAAGUGAACUUAUACCACUGCCUGCCCCUGCAUUCAUUAAAAAUGGGCCGGUAGUGAUUUUGAAUGAAGCUCUGUGUGUAGCUGUGUGUCUGUGUAUCAUCUUGUGGUACCAUUUUGUGUACAGUAUGAUGCAGUAGGAAUUUUGUAUUUGGAUGAAGCUGUGCCCCUAUUUACAGUGUGUUUGUUUUCUCUACCUCUUCAAAGGACUUAGCCAUGAAUAUUUGUGUUUGUUAAAGAUAAAUAUUGUAUUGCAAACAUUUAGACCAAAAACUGUUAUUGACAUAUCUGGGGAAAAAAAUCUAUUUCUUGUGGUAAAUCAUAAUAUUUCAAAAAAAUUUGUUUUUUUUGUACAGUGAACCAUUUGAAAUGUUUUCAUAUUAUAUAUUUUGGUAGAAAUAACUAUAAAUGUUGAAAUUGUGAAUUGAUCUAUGCAAGAAAUCGGACCAACAAAAUAAUGAAAUGGUGCAAUAUAGAGUGAGAUUUACAUAUCAUUCUUAUCUUUUUGUGAAAGUGUUCUUUGUUUAUAAUUUAAUCCAAUUAAAAUGGAAAAUA